This is a messenger RNA of Cicer arietinum (chickpea), 1043 nucleotides long. RefSeq lists its product as uncharacterized. The record is from RefSeq and is a predicted model, not a curated record. NCBI's taxonomy places the organism in Eukaryota, Viridiplantae, Streptophyta, Magnoliopsida, Fabales, Fabaceae. Gene Ontology annotation, cellular component: chloroplast envelope.
CUUCCUUUCGGUUACACUUACAUCUGCAUCUAGAGCCACUACCAGUGAAACUGUAACCUCUCAUAAUUAAUACAACAAAGAUAUGACUCUACUUUCUUCUCUGCAAAUCACCACCACCACCACCCUCUCUUUUCUUCAACACUCCUCCACCUUUCACUCUCUCAAUCCCUCUUCAAUUAUCUUACACAAAACCCUUAUUCCAGGUUUUGCUACUGCACCCCCCCUUUCCCUCAAAUCAUUCAUUUUUUCCAGUCAAAAAUCCAAAAAACCUACCACUACCCAUGCUUCUUUGCUUGAAACUCCCGUUCUGUGGGCUGGUAGGAUCUGCAUCUUCUAUGCACUCCUUAAGACUGGAUUCGUUGGAUCUCCAUCAAACCCACUUCUCUCGGAUUUGGAAAUUGGUGAUGGUGAUAGUAAUAGUAAUGAAUCUGGUGACUUAGGGUUCUCUAAAUGGACGCAGGGUAUAUUUGGAAAAUCAGCAAAGGAAGGAGCUAACGGAGCAAAACUUACGAGCAAAUGGCAUCCUACAACAAAGGGUACACUUAGAAGGAACUAUAGAGUCCCAUCUAAGUCUGUAGGGCGACGACUUCUUAAAGCCAUUGCCUCUCUUUUGUCAGAAGAUGACCACUUUGUUGAUGCCACUUCUCACAAGGGUUGCCAAAUCCGAAGAGAAAGCGCUCACGGAGAAAGCGUUUGUUGCAACAACGUGAGAGCUCUUUUCGACGAGCUACCAACUCCUCAUCUCAUUGUGGAGAUUACACCUUUUCCCGCUGGACCACUUUCUGACAAGGAUUACACUAAGGCUGAGAAGCUUGAGAGGGUUCUCGGAUCUAGUCCUUCUGUUUGAGUCAUCUUUGGUGUUUCUCGUUUUCAUGUAUAUAUUCUUUAUUAGCUUGUAAAUAUUGCAUCAUGAAGAGAAAUUUGUAUCAAGUAUUUUACAUUUGAGUUGAAUCAUAGGCACAUCUUUCAAAGACAAAUUUCUCUUGUAGAAGACACUUAACGAGGUAAUAGAAAUAACUCCAGCCCCAAACUUGAUCCCAAAA